Molecule: messenger RNA, 1734 nt
Organism: Symbiodinium natans
Lineage: Eukaryota; Dinophyceae; Suessiales; Symbiodiniaceae
Source: the annotation of a GenBank genome assembly
AUGGCCGCCCGACAAAGCAGAAAGCUGUCAAGCAGCUCCAUAAAGAAGCAGCUGCGGCGCAGACACGCUCGCAGAUACCAUGCCCAGGCCAACAAGUCAUGGGUGAUCAGCAAGUACUCGCAGGAACUGGAUCGCUUCGACAAGGAAGAUGUGCGAAAGCACACUGCGCAUGUGGCAUCCUGGAUCGCCUAUGGCCCGAAAGCCCGCAUUCCAAAGACGGCUGAGAUCAAGCUCUUGCGGAAAUACAUCGCCAAAUUGGGAGGUGGCCUCCUACCUGAACGUUUGGAAGUGGUCCUACCAGACGCGAAGACUGCGCUGCAGGCGGCCUUCACGUUGGGAGAGGUCAGCGAGGUCUGGAGACAGGCAGCACACAAGCUGCAGAGGAUUCUCGACAAGUUCCGCUGCUGCCGGCCGCCAGCAGACCAAGUGCUCGCUGUGGCUGCAACGCACGAGGGUGCAACAGCCGAUGUAGUUGUUGUGCCCGACGACGACGAACCUUCCCACGAGGACCCAUCUCUGGGCGCGUCUAGCCAGCUCUGCAGAAGGAUAAACCAGUGGGGUUUCCUGGAUGAUGCGCAGAAGCUGGAGCGCCUCCGCCAAGCUGAGGAGGUAGCCAGGCGCCCAUGGAGGAAUCUCAGCCAGGGGGAGCUGGCCGAGGUCGUCAGCAUGGCGGCCACGGCUCUUGCAGCUCCACGCAGACAGGCGUUGGCGCAAGAAGAAGAGGCUGGAGAAUCAGGCCAGGCAGAGGCGUCCACAGACGCGGGUGCCAACCAUGAUCUACAGAGACGGGUACGGUCGCUGUUGCUUCGGGCGCUUCGCAUGUGGCAGGCAAGCCACUAUGAUUUCGGUGUGAUUGAGCAUGUGCUCGGUUUCGUCCAUGUGAAGAUCGACAAGUUUGAGGAGAAGAUCGGAAGCAUUCAAGGUGCUGCAGCUGGGAGGUCUUGGCAGGCCAUCAAAGAUGUAAUCGAUGAGCUGCUGCAGGGCGUUGCUCGCUGUGCUUCCGCACUCCAGGCUUGCGAGGACAAGAGACGCGAGCGGCUCUUCAGACGGCUGGAGCGCCAAAGCGGGGUGCAAUGCAUAUGCUGGAAAACAGACCACUCGAGGUGGCGACUGCAGUGGCGGGAAGCCGGCACGAAGAAGUGCAUCCACUUCCCCAUCUCCAAGCAUCUGAAGGAGGGCCUCGGCGAGGACGAGGCCGUGGCGGCCGCGCUGGAGGAAGCCAAGGCGCACCGCGAGGAGCUGGUGCGCCAGGGUAAGCUGAAGCCCUCGAAGCCCGUGACCGGCAAAGCCGGCGGGUCCACCGUGAGGGGCGUCGUGUACAGGAAGAAGCACCGGAAGUGGCAAGUCCACCUUACAGACCCAAGCACCAAGAAGCAGGUGUAUGGGGGGACCUUCCAAGCUCAGGUGGAGGCGGAGGCGAAGGCGCGGGAGAUGGCCGCGAAGUUCGGGAUUCAAGCGGAACUCGAGGUGGUACCAGCGAAGCUUCUCUCGGAACUUCCACACUUCGAGCCCCUUGGGAUGCAGAAGGGCAUGAAGUGGAGCCCCGUCCGGCAGGCCUGGCAGGCGCGCUGCACUGUGGGAAGGAAGGAUCGGAUCCAGCUGUUCCAGCCCAGGGAUCUCUCGGAGAAGGAGGUGGAGAAGGCCUGGAAUCAGGCGGUGGCCUGGCGCAAGCAGCAGAAGGAGCAGCGCAAAGACCGCAGAGAGAAAAGCAACGAGGAGAGGCAACUGCCCUGA